GAGUUUUAUGGGGUUAUUUAGGUUCUCUCUCUCUCUCUCUCUCUCUCUCUCUCUCUCUCUCUCUCUCUCUCAAAACGGGUAAAUAAAUAAAAUAAUGUAAAUAGCGUAGUGUAAAUAAAAUCCCCAACGAAAUACCAAAAGAAAAUGUAAAUAAAUAAGCGUAAAUAAAUAAAAUAGCAAAUAAACGUGUGUAAAUAUCAUUAGGUCCGUCGCCCGCCAGCAAGGUCUUGGUACGCCUUUGCUUCUUCACUGACCUCGUUAUUUUUGGCCGUGACCUGACCUCCUGCAGCGUGUGGAGGUCACGUGGCUGGCAUGUGGGUUGAAGCGGGCCCCUGCCUAAUCUACAACAAGGGAGAUUGAACAGGCAAGCAAGGAGGCAAGGCACCCCACAUCUGCUGACCCUGCUGACUACUACAGCUAACUCUUACCACUACUACUACUACAGCAAAGUGGUGAUUAAGUCUGAGAAAUCUCCAUCUGAAAGCCAAACCAAGAAUCAGCUGGGAAAAUGGAUGAGGUGAAGAUUGAGUUCGAUGAGGAUUUUUUACGGAUGUUUGAGUGUGACGAGUGUGGGGAUGUGUUCAGUAGUCACAGCCGCCUCAUCCAGCACACCCUCUACCACAUAGGGGAGGAGGUGUUCUUGUGUGACAUAUGCGAGCAGCUGUUUCAGACCAAGGAAGUGCUGGAUCAACACAUCCUAACACAUAUCCCUGCUAUAACACAUCCCACCUCUACCAUCCCUUGCCCCACCAGUGCCCAUCUCACACAUAACACAGUACAUCCCAUUAUUGAGAUAGCACAUCCCACCACUAAUAUACCAGAUCACACUACUAAAAUAGCACAUCCCCCCACUAGCAAUGAAGAUCCCUCCAUCAUCACAGAACAUCCCACUACUCUUGUAGCACACCCCACCUUUAUCAAAAAACAUCCUUUCAUCAUGAAAGCACAUCCCACCAUUAUCAAAGAACAUCCCUCCAUCAUCAAAGCACAUCCCACCAUUACCACAGCACAUCCCACCACUAACUCAUCAUAUCCUAACUCUAUCACAACACAUCCCACCACUAUCACAGCAUAUCCCACCACUAGCAAAGAACAUCCCUCUAUCAUCACAAAACAACUUUCCACUAUUACAACACAUCCCACCACUAUCACAACACAUCCUACCAUUGUCAAAGAACAUCCCUCCAUCAUCAUAGCACAUCCCACCACUAUCACAACACAUCCCACCAUUAUCAAAGAACAUCCCUCCAUCAUCACAGCACAUCCCACCACUAACCCAGCACAUCCUGCCUCUAUCACACCACUUUCCAACACUAAAACAGCACAUCCCACCACUAGCAAAGAGCAUCCCUCCACAGAACAACCUACCAUUAUCACAACACAUCCCACCAUUAUCAAAGAACAUCCCUCCAUCAUCACAGCACAUCCCACCAUUAUUACAGCACAUUCCACCACUAACCCAGCACAUCCUGCCUCUAUCACAGCACAUCCCACCACUAGCACAACUCAUCCCACCAUCAUCACAGCACAUCCCACAACUAGCACAGCACACCCCACCAUUAUCAGAAAACAUCCCAUAAUCACAGCACAUCCCACCAUUAUCAGAGAAAAUCCCACUGCCAUCACAGCACAGUCCACCACUAUCACAGCACAUCCCACCUUCAUCAGAGAACAUCCUACCCUCAUCACAUGUGGGAAGUUCCUCAACCCAGCAAACCUGAAGGCCCACCGGGCCAAGCACCAAAUGGAAAAGGUCAAGAGGUAUGAGUGUAAGACCUGCUUAGAGAGGUUUGACACUGAGUCUGCCCUCUAUGACCACCUCCAAGUCCACCAAGAGACUUCAUGUAAAAAGUGUAGAGCAGUUCUCCAGACCAAGGACCAACUGGAGAGGCAUGGUUGA
Eriocheir sinensis (Chinese mitten crab) is the source of this 1900-nucleotide messenger RNA. Its product is annotated as mucin-2-like. Bases 509 to 1900 code for a protein of 463 amino acids. Lineage: Eukaryota; Metazoa; Arthropoda; Malacostraca; Decapoda; Varunidae. The record is from RefSeq and is a predicted model, not a curated record. The transcript is spliced from 4 exons.